Molecule: messenger RNA, 252 nt
Organism: Rotaria sp. Silwood2
Lineage: Eukaryota; Metazoa; Rotifera; Eurotatoria; Philodinida; Philodinidae
Source: the annotation of a GenBank genome assembly
AUGAAACUUUUAUGUGAUUUAAAACUUUUAAGUGAUAUAUGGUAUAAAAGAUAUUUAUUAUCACAAACAAAUGAAACAGAUCGAAGAGUUUCAGAAAUAAUUGAUCAAGAACAAGAAAAAGAAGAUCAAAAUCAAAAUAAAUUUCAUUCGGCAAUAGAUGAAGAUUUUGAUUUAGAUGCAUAUAAGGAAUUAUUCGAAAUUAAAGAAUUACAAUCAAACAUCAGUGUACAGCAUAAGCAAGAUUAUCUGUAA